CCUUUUUGUCUCCUUUGGAAGGUCAUAUAUAUCUAAAGUUAAAAUGCCAAGUGGACUCUUCUGUGGAGGAGAAAGGGUUCUUGACUAUGUUUGAAGAUGUCAGUGGAUUUGGAGCAUGGCAUAGGCGUUGGUGUGUGCUGUCUGGAAAUUGUAUCUCUUAUUGGACAUACCCAGAUGAUGAAAAACGAAAGCAUCCUUUGGGCCGGAUAAACUUGGCAAACUGCACUAAUCAUCAGAUUGAACCUGCCAACAGGGAGUUCUGUGCCCGUCCCAACACUUUUGAACUAAUAACUGUCCGUCCUCAGAGGGAAGAUGACAGAGAGACUCUCGUCAGCCAAUGCAGAGACACGCUCUGUGUUACAAAGAACUGGUUGUCUGCUGAUACUAAAGAAGAGCGUAACCUUUGGAUGCAAAAGCUCAACCAAGUCCUUGUUGACCUUCGCAUGUGGCAACCUGAUGCUUGUUACAAACCUAUUGGAAAGCUUUAAAUCUAAAAGGGAAACAUGAAGAAAAUAUGUAUGCAAAAACCCACAUGAGCUA
Messenger RNA from Antrostomus carolinensis (chuck-will's-widow), 540 nucleotides. RefSeq names its product anillin. The transcript is spliced from 4 exons. NCBI's taxonomy places the organism in Eukaryota, Metazoa, Chordata, Aves, Caprimulgiformes, Caprimulgidae. The record is from RefSeq and is a predicted model, not a curated record. Bases 87 to 488 code for a protein of 133 amino acids. Gene Ontology annotation, cellular component: actomyosin contractile ring. Gene Ontology annotation, biological process: actomyosin contractile ring assembly; mitotic cytokinesis; septin ring organization.